This is a messenger RNA of Micropterus dolomieu (smallmouth bass), 648 nucleotides long. Its product is annotated as cytochrome c oxidase subunit 5A, mitochondrial-like. Gene Ontology annotation, biological process: mitochondrial electron transport, cytochrome c to oxygen. Bases 87 to 512 code for a protein of 141 amino acids. The transcript is spliced from 5 exons. Lineage: Eukaryota; Metazoa; Chordata; Actinopteri; Centrarchiformes; Centrarchidae. Gene Ontology annotation, cellular component: mitochondrial inner membrane. The record is from RefSeq and is a predicted model, not a curated record.
UCGUGGUCCUCCGUCCAGAGUCUCCCUCUUUAGCACACAGGACGGUUAGCAACAUACAGUACGUGGUUAUCAGCCACUGUGGUACCAUGUUCCGAGCCGUGUUCCGACUGUCAGUCACAGGGGCCCGGAGUGUAGCUCGGUCACGACCCUGUUACUCAGCUCCAUUGGCCUCCAGAUGUUACUCCCAUGGCAAGGUGGAGACAGACGAGGAGUUUGAUGCCCGUUGGGUCACUUACUUCAGCAAGCCUGACAUUGAUGCCUGGGAACUGAGGAAAGGCAUGAACACGCUGAUCGGGUAUGACCUGGUACCCGAGGCCAAGAUCCUGGAUUCAGCACUAAGGGCUUGCAGGAGGCUGAAUGACCUGGCCAGUGCCAUCCGCAUCCUUGAGGCCGUUAAGGACAAAGCAGGCCCCCACAAAGACAUCUAUCCCUAUCUGAUCCAAGAAUUGAAACCCACCCUGUCAGAACUCGGCAUCUCAACACCAGAGGAGCUGGGCAUUGACAAGUUAUAGACUGUCAAGGUCAUUUGAUACAUGAGAUGAGCUCUCCUGAUUGUCUCCUGUCAAAUAUGUCGAUAUUGUUGAUUAAAUCCAUACUGUCCUAUUGUGUACAAAAUGGUGGACCUAAUAAAGAGAACCAAUAAUUGAA